Molecule: messenger RNA, 5848 nt
Organism: Mugil cephalus (flathead mullet)
Lineage: Eukaryota; Metazoa; Chordata; Actinopteri; Mugiliformes; Mugilidae
Product: phosphatidylinositol 4,5-bisphosphate 3-kinase catalytic subunit gamma isoform
Exons: 13
Coding region: 121-3459 (1112 amino acids)
Biological process (GO): phosphatidylinositol 3-kinase/protein kinase B signal transduction; cell migration; phosphatidylinositol-mediated signaling
Cellular component (GO): cytoplasm; phosphatidylinositol 3-kinase complex, class IB; plasma membrane
Molecular function (GO): 1-phosphatidylinositol-4-phosphate 3-kinase activity; 1-phosphatidylinositol-3-kinase activity
Source: RefSeq, a predicted model, not a curated record
CGAAAAGGGAAAUUCAUUUUGUCGAACAGGUGCAGACUCACAUGGACUUCACCUCAAGAUCUUGACACAGCAGCAGCAGCAGCAGCAGCAGCAGCAGCCACUGUUGUUUAAAAAGCAUCCAUGGACACUGAAGUGUUCCUGAGCCAGCAGGUCUGUCCACACGCCGCAGACAGACUGUCGAGGAUGUCGACUCAAUUCUGCUGUGAGAACAACCUGAAGUUUAUCUGUGAGUUUAAGCCCGGGCCUGGAGAUGAGGACAACAGCGUCAGCGUGGACAGUGAUUCGGUGUCAGUCAUCCUCCCUGCACAGUGUACUGUCCACCAACUACGGCUACGCAUCUGCAUGCAGGUGCAAGAGCAAAACUGUCAUCCGGACCCAUUUGCAAUACUGGACCCAGAGAAGUAUAUUCUACUGUAUUCCAGAGGGGGCGACUGGUACGAGGCCUAUGAUGACUGUCAGGUUAUCAGGACGUUGGAUAUUCCGUGGGCAUUUGACGACCGUCAGUGUCUGUCAGCGCACCUGGUGAUAAAACCGCCUUUGGCAGUGGAUUCAGAGGAGAAGAAGAGACAACAGCAGUGUUUGAUGUACCUGAUUGGACACGACCUGGAGAAUGAAGCAUCCGACCGACUCGGCGAACUCGAAUUCACGCGCAGGAAGCUAGCAUCUCCGAGGAGGCAAGAGCUGAGGAAUCGGGAUGACAAGUUGUACGCCACAGAGCCUUGGAUAACAUCUUCCCCCAUACCAAACGACUUGCAGGACUGGCUGAAGAGGAAGCUUCCUGUGACCUUCCAUUACCUGAACAAGAUCAGCUUCAGCAUACAGAUUGAUUUUAGCGCGACGCCUGAGGUUCUUUUUAAAGUCUUCAGAAGCGUGCUGGCAGACCAGAGGCUCGAAUGUGAGCCCUCCGAUAGGCUGGUGUUGAAAGUUUCAGGAAGGGAGGAGUUUUUAUCUGGAGACCACACCCUGAUUGAUUUCAUCUGGGUGCGCCAGUGCUUGAGAAGCAACCAAGACCUCCACCUCUCCGUGGUCCCUGUGUCGCUGCUUCCCGCUGAGACUGUUGAGUUUGUGGACUGGCCUCUGGUCGAUGGUUUCAGCGGCCAGUUCAGCUCUCACGAGGAUCUCGUCCUCCAAGGGAAAGAGCUGGAUGACAUCUUCAUGAUAUCCUUGUGGGACUGCAAAAGAAAGCUCAGGGUCAAACUGCUUGGCUUUGACAUCCCCAAUCUUCCAAGCAAAUGCCCUCAGUCUGUUUACGUUGAAGCAUGCAUACUUUACGGUAACAAGGUUCUCUCUUCAGUGUCGUCCUCUCCCAAGACCUUUGCAGACGAAGUGCUGUGGAAUGAGUGGUUGGACUUUGACGUUUUCCUCAGUGAUCUACCACGUGGCGCCAAGCUGGGUCUCACUAUUAACGCUUGCACCACUGACACAUCCCCAGUAACCAAAGACCCAAAGUCGACAUCGUCUUUGCCCAAUAAGGCACCAGACUCGCAGAAAGUGAAAGGGAAGGUGCUCUACUUUGUCAAUCUUCUCCUCAUCGAUCACAGGUCCCUCCUCAGCCAGGGCCCCUGCACUCUGCAUAUGUGGUCCUACCCUGACCUGGAGGACGAGGCCGUCACCUACCAGGCGGACAAGCUGUCCUCUGCAACUAACCCAGACGUAGCGGACUCCAUGGCGAUCAGCAUUUUUCUAGACCGCUACAGCUUCCCUGUGGUUCUCCCAAAUACCUCAAGCCCCUCUGCCACUUCUCCCACCUCUGGCCUUUCUCCGACCAAAUCUCAUUCACCUUCCUCCUCACCCCUGACCACCUUAAAUGGCAGGGAGUCUUCCUCUCUAUAUACCAAUUCCCUGCAGGUCCCAUCAGGUGGCGAUGUACCGCUCAGGUCCCCGUCUCCCGUCACCCUCACCAACAAGUCUUGCCUCAAGAGGUUCCGGGAGGAGAGCAUCCGUUACGCCUCCAACCUGCCCCACUAUCUGCGCCACAUUGACUGGAUGAACCGCAGAGUGGUCGAGGACGUCCACUGGCUGCUGGGAAACUGGGAUCCCGGGGAACUGGAUGUGACGCUGGCCCUGGAGCUGUUAAGUAUGGAUUUUGCUGAUGAGACGGUCAGGCGGCUGGCCGUCCAGAGACUGGAGAGCCUGUCCAACGACGAUGUGCUCAAGUAUUUGCUGCAGCUGGUGCAGACCCUUAAAGUGGAACCUUACCAUGACAGUUUCCUUGCUCGGUACCUCAUCCAAAGAGCCCUACGGAGCAAGAGAAUCGGCCACUUCUUCUUCUGGUACGUCCGCAGCGAGGUGGCGGGGUGCCCGUACUUCCGCCAGCGCAUGGCGGUGAUCCUGGAGGCCUACCUGUUGGGCUGCGGUCAGGCCAUGCUCGACAGCUUCGCCCAGCAGGUCCAGGCCGUGGAGGUCCUGCAGGAAGUCACUGUAGUCAUCAAGAGGCUCUACCCGGACAAGACCGACCUCCCCUCCACGGCUCCUCUCAGGCUUCAAGAGCUCCUUAGAAACAGUGAUCUGCCCAACGAUUUCUUGCUGCCCUUUGACCCCCGCAUCAAGGUUGGGAGCGUCCUGCUGGACAAAUGCAAGGUGAUGGCCUCUAAGAAGAAGCCCCUGUGGCUGGAGUUCGCUCCGAUGCCGUCUCCGACCCCGGCUACGCCCGUCGGAAUAAUCUUCAAACAGGGGGACGACCUCAGGCAGGACAUGCUGGUCCUUCAGACGCUGGUUAUAAUGGACUCAAUCUGGCAGGAGAAAUCUCUGGACCUUAACCUCAUCCCUUACGGCUGCAUCGCCACAGGACACAACAUAGGUAUGAUCGAGAUCGUGAGGGACGCCGCCACCAUCGCUGCCGUCCAGAGGAGCCAGGGAGGAACAAUUGGGACCUUCAGAAACGACGCUCUGUUCGAGUGGCUCAAGUCUAAGUGUCCACUCCAGGAAAUCCACUACCAGAACGUGGAGAGGUUUGUCAAGUCCUGCGCCGGCUACUGCGUGGCCACUUAUGUCCUUGGUAUAGGAGACCGACACAACGACAACAUCAUGAUCACAGACCAAGGGAACUUGUUUCACAUUGACUUCGGCCACAUCCUGGGAAACCGGAAGCACUUUCUGGGCGUGAGCAGAGAGCGAGUGCCGUUCGUCCUCACGCCGGACUUCCUGUAUGUCAUGGGGAGGGUCAAAGGUCGCAACAGCCUCUACUUUCAGAGGUUCAGGGACACCUGCACCCAAGCCUACCUCUCCCUGCGCUCCCACUCCCGCCUCCUGGUCACCCUGUUCUCCCUCAUGCUGCUCACGGGCAUCCCGGAGCUGAGCGCCGCCGAGGACAUGCGCUACCUGCGGGAGGCGCUGCAGGAGGAGCAGUCGGAGGCGGAGGCCAAGGAGCAUUUCCUGCAGCAAAUCGCCGUGUGCGAGGAGCGGGGCUGGACCGUGCAGGCCAACUGGUGGAUCCACAUGGUGGCGGGCAUCAAGUAGACUGAUGCGUGGUGAAACGUGCAUGUUUUGUGCAGUGUGUGUAUAUAUUCUAGUUAAAUUCAUAUAGUACUUACUAGACACAUGUAUCUGAGAGACCUUGAACCAGAGAACUUUGAACUUACUUCAUGACAUAUAGAACCAUUUGACACAUGCAGUAUAUUUUAUCCCUGAAGUAACACUCUGUGUGUCACCAUGUAGCUAAACUUUCAUUUAUCCGUUCAUCUGUUACCUUUAUCAUUUCACAAUAACUCUUAAAUAAGAAUCUUAUUUUCACCCCCACCAGAGCUGGGUCGUAACAAGCAGCUACAAUUUAAGCAUCGGUAAAGAACGUUUGUGUGUCCAAUGGAGCAUGGAUUUCGCUUUAAACCGAAGGAAAACACGUCUAUUAUUCAGCACGACAGGUGUCAUAAUUCAGUGAGGCAAGGGAGUAAUUAAACGUGUCAAGAUCUCGUGCACGUUUCUUGUCUGCAUCUGUUCCGAAGUUUCUCUUAAUCCAUGUUGGUUUAGUUUAUUGGUUUAGCACAAGUUGUGUUACGAAUCUGUGCAAGAUGGGAACGAAGCCUUUACAGGCUUGUACAGAGUUCCACACCCAGACAUACAGAACACAUAUUACAUCAUGCAGCCUAAACAAAAAAAAAAACUACAAAGUUACUUAGAUCAUCAGCAGGAAAGAAAGAAAGAUCUAUCAAAAAGAGAUGACGGAUAUUUUUUCAGAUGCUUUUUUUUAAAAGCCUAUGGGAGGAUAUGGACGUUUGUAGCGGAUGCUGCAUUUUCUUUCAAGUCUUUUGAACAUGGAUGAACAGCUGCUACGUGCACGUGGAAGAGGGAGAAGACCUCCAAGGUAGAUGCCACAAAGGCCGUUUGAUCGGACACCAUCGGGGAGGCUUUCACCGCACAAGUGAAUUUAGUCCCCCGGGGAAUCACAAAGCAUCAGGUGUGAUGUUGGAGGAGCCACAGGACCACGAACACGAGACGCUUUCAUUUUCAAAUUGUCUACAUUGGUGUUUUAUGGCUUGCUGCACCUCCCGUCUGAUUAUGUGAUUGUGCUCCACUUGUGUUGCAUCCCCCCACCCACCCACCAAAGGGUCUCACUCGUGUCUUGUUAGCCAUUGUGCAUAUAGAGACUAUUAGUAGUAGCCAUGGUAGCCAAUCUGAAUAAUAGAAAACAGCAAUAUAACCUCUAUGACUCCACUGCUCCUCCAGCUUCCUCACAGUCUUUGUAAGAACUGAUAAUAGAUGGAUGGAUUCUUCAGGGGCACAGAGAUGAUCCUGCUCUCCACUGACUCAGGUUUAUGUUUAAAGACACUUACGGCCACGCUAUUGCGUUUAUUGGAAAUUAUUGAUGUAUGGGUGAAUCCUGUCAUCAUUUCUACACGGAUCAGUCACAACAUUAUGACAUUUACGUAAAAAAAAUCCCACAAUUUUUAACAAGCACAUUGGUAUUUUUUUUUUUUUUUUUUUUAUUGAUAUUGUAACAGUAAGUCAAAAAUGACUUGAUUGGGCUAACGGUUGUUAGCCUAUUAGCAUAACUGUCUAAGUCUAUCCAGCACAACAUAUCUCACUCACUCAAUGUGUUAAGGAGACAUUAUGUUUCUACAAUGGCUGCAGCAAAAGGUGAAGAUAAUGGAAAAUCAGGUCACAUCCACAGCCCACAUCAGAAAAACAAAAUAAAAUAAAAUAAAUAAAAAAAUCCCAGAACAGAUACCAUAUGGCAUUUAAAUUAAUAAGAAUUUCAUGAGGUUACAUUUUACUGCACUUAAAAAAAAAAUGAAAUAAAAAUUCUUUUAACCUGUAUACAUGACUUAAAUCAGGUACAUAAAAUUACUGUUCCAGUUUUUUUUGUAAAACAUUUACAAUCCUGUUCCUCAGCUUUUUAAGCUCUAAUUAAACCUCUAAUGUUGGCUCAAGGCUGGAAAGUACCGCCACUAGAGGGGACUGUCAUGUUAAAAUUUUGGUCUCAGCCGUGGAGCUUGAAACCUGCAUGUGUGCAAAUGCAAAAAGCCCAAGAAAAACAUUUUUUGUUUGUUUUUUGUUUAUUUUUUAAAGUGUACCAAUCAUGCAAAAGAGCUCCAGAUGUUUCUCCAUCCAAAGGCUUUAGCUCUGAGUAAAUUACAGCUUCUCUUCCUCCAGGAUUCACAUUGCUGUUGUCGUUUAGUUUUGUCCUUGUCGCUCAACCACGCAUCAGUACGUAACAGGCUUCCAUAUGAUAACACACAUUUUGUAACUCUUUAACUGUCUUGCGUUUGUAUUAAAGGAGAACACUGUGGUGCAGAACUGUUGAUAAUUAUGCAUUCCAGCCAUUCCUAAGGCUCGUCGAGUACAACAUUAGCAGACCACUGACAGGUACUCCACCUCACUCUGUCUCUCAUCAGUUUGCUUCAGCCUAUUG